CAUAGCAAAGAGUAAGCUUUCCAAACGGCAAGUAUUUGGUGUUUCCCAUCCAUGUGGGCGGUGAGGUGUCUUUAACAGUGUGCAGGCGCGUCCGCGAAUGAGGAACAGGAGGAGGAGGAUGUAUUUAGGGGAUACACCGUACUGAUCCCGCUCAUCCAACCACGCACCAUGGACAGCGUCUCUCGGCUGGUCCCAGUAUUAAACAGGCCUGGCGGUACGGCUGGCUCCACGGUAUCCCCACCAUGAUGAGAGCACGGCGGGGCAGGGCAGGGGCAGGGCACGGUCAGUCCGCUAUGGCCACCAGCUAAUCAUGGAGCCUCCCAGAUGAUGUGACUGCGGCAGGCGGGCGGAGAGAAACAGGACGUAGUGGUGGAAGACGCGGCGUUAUCUCCGCGCCACCAUGUCUCCACCAGCGUCGGCGGCGACAGCCAGUGAGAGCAGCACCACCACUGUUUUUGAAGAGGACGCCAGGGAAGAGCAAAGGCCCCUGAAGCAGUCCCUGAGCAAGUCCCUCUGCCGGGAGAGCUUCUGGAAGUGCCUGCUGCUCUCCCUCCUCAUGUACGGCUGCAUGGGCGCCAUGGUGUGGUGUCACGUGACCAAGGUGACCCGCCUCACCUUUGACAGUGCCUUCAAAGGGAAGUCCAUGAUGUACCACGACAGCCCCUGCUCCGACGGCUAUAUUUACAUCCCCCUGGCCCUGCUGGGCAUGCUCUACGUGGUCUACCUGGUGGAGUGCUGGCACUGCCACGUCAAGAACGAGCUUCAGCACAAGGUGGACGUGGAGGGCGUCUACGAGCGCGUCCAGCGGAUGCAGCAGGCCAAGCCCUGCAUCUGGUGGAAGGCCAUCAGCUACCACUACGUGAGGCGCACCCGGCAGGUCACGCGCUACCGCAACGGCGACGCCUACACCAGCACGCAGGUGUACCACGAGCGGGUCAACACGCACGUGGCGGAGGCCGAGUUCGACUACAGCCACUGCGGGGUGAAGGACGUCUCCAAGCAGCUGCUGAGCCUGGAGAAGGCGGCCAUCACCAAGCUGCGCUUCACCAAGUGCUUCAGCUUCGCCAACGUCGAGUCGGAGAACUCGUACCUCACCCAGCGGGCGCGGUUCUUCACGGACAACGAGGGCCUGGACGACUACAUGGAGGCCCGCGAGGGCAUGCACCUGAAGAACAUCGACCUGAAGGAGUACGUGCUGGUGCUGGCCGACCCCGACCACCACCCCUGGUACCUGUCCCACGUCGUCUUCUGGCUCACCGCCUUCCUCACCCUCUCCUGGCCGCUGCGGGUCUUCACGGAGUACCGCACCGCCUACGUCCACUACCGCGUGGAGAAGCUGUUCGGGCCCGACUACCCGGCGGUGACGCCGAGCGACGAGCGGCCCUUCCCGCGCCGCAUCCCCCGCGUCAACACCAUCGACAGCACCGAGCUGGAGUGGCACAUCCGCUCCAACCAGCAGCUGGUGCCCAGCUACUCGGAGGCCGGCCUCAUGGACCUGGCCCAGGGCCCCUCCGGCUUCGGCGGCUACAGGCAGAACUGCGAGCGCUGCCACCGGGCCAUCAGCUGCUCCUCCGUCUUCUCCCGGAGCGCCUUGAGCAUCUGCACCGGGGCCAGCGCCCGCAUCCCCUUCAGCGGGAGCCGCUUCUCCCUGUCGAGGCGCUACGGCUCGCGCAGCAGCUGCUUCUGGCGGAGCGGCAGCCUGGACGACCAGGAGAGCCCCAGCGAGAACACCCGCUGCCUGUCGGAGCGGCAGACCACCGACGACGAGGACCCGCCCGACUACCAGGACGCCCUCUGCUUCCCCGUGCUCAUCGUCCACUGCAGCGAGAACUGCCACGACCACCGGUCGUUCCACCGGAACGGCUCCUGCGUGGAGACCUCGCUAUGACGGGGGCGGGACAGAUGGUCGGCAGGGCGACCGGCUGCUGUAGCACGCAGGGACACCGGACGUCGGGCGAGGUUUCCUUUGGGUUAGGUUGGGUCGAGGUGUGGGGUUACGCAACGCAAAGCCCCCCAAACACACACACACACACACCCGCACACACAGGCUGUGUCCCAACUGAUUGAAACAAAAUCGAUCCACUUGAAAACCACCAAAGCAAUAACUAAGUAAUGUGUCAGUGGAUAUGGGUUUUCCAUCUGUUAACGACGCGGGAGUGUGUGUAUCCACGUGGCAUCUAAUGAAAACCAUGAAGACGUAGGCUGUUAUACAAUGCUGUAGCAUUUAUUUUACCUUACAAGCAUCUGGAAAUGAAACUGGCAAUUACCUCAGAAAAUAUCGAGCAAGCCACGGAAAAGAAGGGUGGAAUUCUGUAAAUGUACCUGACAUAUCUUGAGGAGAAUGUUGAAACUUAAAUGCAAGAACAUGUCUGGAUUUACACUGAGACAUGUUUUGUUUUCUCUGAAAAGGGCGUCAAAGUUCACAUUUUGUACAGCAAUAACUACGACGUACCCACCCAAGAGAAGAAAAUCGAAAAUGAAUAUCUCAAAGAAGUAGAAUUCAUAACGAAACCAAUUACAUAGCAUAGGCCAAAUGUGUACAAUAACUCUAAGAAAAUGUUAAGGUUUCUGAGGUAUCUGUUUCUAUGAUACAUAAUUGACACAAUUGAGUGGACAAAGGAAAGGAUACAUAAAUGAUGCAUCAAUUUGUGACUUAAAAGCAAGGUUGGGUUCGGAUUAUUUUGAUCUAAUACUUCCUUCAAAGACCAACACCUUCCCUGAAAUGGUUGGCUGGGCCAAGGACAUCAUAUUCGCCAAGGAAACCAGAGUUGGGCUUGCCUACAUAAGAUUACAUCAGUGGUAUAAGGGCUUGCCCAGCGAACAGUAUAUAUUUAUAGUUAUAUUGAUACAACAUAUGGCCUAGCAUAAGGCUAUUUGUAAUCUACUGCCAUGGAGAAACAUGCCGGCAACUGUGUUGUAAAUACAUAAACACAUGUUAUUACAGUACUAUCAUGGUGGCUAAUGGGAGGUUUAUGCCUUACAAGGGAAAUUCAUUCUUCACAUCGUAUCAACAACACCCUUAAAGUCAUCUGUCAAUUAUGAAGUGUGAGAAGCAUACAUCAAAUAAUAUCGAUAAUAUUAAUAUCAAAACCUAAUUUGCAUGAUCUCCUACUGUUAACACUGAAUGUAUACACAAACAUAUAUGAACAUGAAUGUAAACCACCAGCAUAUUAUGUCAUACUAUAUGUCCAUUAAUAUGAAUGCUCGAUUUGUAAUUGGAAAGUGGCUGCAUUGCAAUUUGUAGUAUAUUGAGAUCGAGUGUCAAUGAUGACCACAUCAAAAGGCCCCGGUGGUGCGAUGUAUACGGCACCAUUGACUUUGGAUGUUGGCAUUUUAAUUUGCAUUAGGAGGCACUCGUGCCCUCAGGUCGUUACAGGUUGCGUAUGCAAGGACUGUACAUGCACUGAGGUUUACAUGUUGUUAAUGUAUGAACUUUGUACGACACAUUUAUACGACUUCUGGCAACGCUAUUCUACCACGUAGGCUAUACAUAAGGACAUCGUUCCUACACUUACGAUGCCAAUAUUAUGCACUUGAAGUGAAACUACUAGACAUUAUGGAUUGUAAUCAUGCUGAAUGUUGUUACAUGUUCCAUUCUAGUAAUAAAGUAUGCAUUCAACUAUUGUAAUACACUAGAUAAUAGAGGCAAACAUAGUUAUUGGAAACAUGUACAGUACAUGAGUUAUGGUACCACUUGUUAUUGUCCCCUUGUAAAUGAAUUGUUAUUGUGGGCUUGCAAUUGUACUUAUCAACCUUGUAAAAACAUUUCACACAUUAUAAAAGAAACAACUUUUUCUCUUGAACUUUUUAAAUAUGUUUUAUCUAAUGCUGGAGUAAGGAUAUUUGCAAUAAAUGUUAAGGACAUAUGUUCAACCAUAACUAUAAAGAAGAUUUGCAAAGAGAAGAAGGACCUCCUUUAUUUCUCCUCAAGGUGAAUUGGACCGUUGGUCAUAGGACUACUUGGUGAUGUGCAUUUAAAACGGUAACCGGCCCCUCCCAUGUAUCUGGUGUGUGUAUUUGUAGAGCUGUAAUGAUAUGGAUUCGAAAAACAAGCAUGCCAAGCACAAUGUUGGAAUUACCUGUUUAGUCAAUAAUUGAUAACAAAAAGUAUUUUGUAGGUAUAUAUAUUGAUUUGUGAGAAAAUAAUCAAUGUUCUACUCUGUGUCAGAUUGAAGUCCCGAGUACACCUAUGUUUUUACUUAAAUGGGACACAAAAAACUUUUUUAAAUAAUCUUAAUUGAUAUGUAACAGAUAAGCAAAUACUUUCAGGAUUUACCAAACCUUAAUUAACUACUUUAAUAGUCAAUAAUUAAAAUGAAAACAAGUCUGGUUGGGUUUCUUUAAGGGUCAUGGAUUCAGGCUCUAUUUUGCUGGGCACCACUUAAGUCACUUAAAUGUCGAUCAAUAAAUAUCCUUUAAUAAAACAAAGGAAUUCACUCCCCUGCCU
Messenger RNA from Gadus morhua (Atlantic cod), 4447 nucleotides. It is a transcript of the gene tmem151bb, whose product is annotated as transmembrane protein 151Bb. NCBI's taxonomy places the organism in Eukaryota, Metazoa, Chordata, Actinopteri, Gadiformes, Gadidae. Bases 401 to 1888 code for a protein of 495 amino acids. The record is from RefSeq and is a predicted model, not a curated record. The transcript has 3 exons.